Guyanagaster necrorhizus is the source of this 837-nucleotide messenger RNA. RefSeq lists its product as uncharacterized. NCBI's taxonomy places the organism in Eukaryota, Fungi, Basidiomycota, Agaricomycetes, Agaricales, Physalacriaceae. Bases 1 to 837 code for a protein of 278 amino acids. The transcript has 7 exons. The record is from RefSeq and is a predicted model, not a curated record.
AUGUUCCGUCACUCUUACCUAUCACCACCACUGACGGCGAUGAAGACAACUCCCUCCUGGAUAUCACCAGAAGCCGUAGCCACAGUGGGAUAUAUGGCAACUUAUUUCGUGGUUUUCUGCGACGGUUCUUGGACUAUUGGACAUCCACACUGCUAUGGGUUUCCUAUGCUCUGGUUGGUACGCGCAGUUUCCCUAGGUUUUCUUCACCAUUUUGAGCUAUUUCCACCUAGUUUCAAUCGCAGUAGCGACCUCUUGCGUUGGAUGUAUUCAGAUUGUAGUUAUGAACUUGGUCUAGGGGCGCGGAACGUUCUCUUGUUUGAAUUUAUUGUCGGUAUAUGCGUCGGACCAGACCUAACCAGAUUCUCAUAUCGAGGCGUUCUUACUUCCGACCCCAAGACGAAGGCCAGCGUCAUCGCAUGGAAAUUGAUCCUUGGCGUUUCGAGGAUAAGCGGAGACAGUAACCCCCGUUUGUUGUUCCGCCAAGUCUUCUGCCCUUCGACGUCUUGGAGACACGACUUGUUAUGUUCGUGGAUAAUGAGAUGUUUCGAGGGCAAAGUUUACGAGGAGUUUACGUUCAAAAGGCUGAUUCGUCGUCUCAUCUUUCAUGUUGAUUCUCUUCUAAUCCAUCGUUAUGCACAGGUUCCCAACGCGACGGGCGCUCAGUACGAUAUAAAUGAGGACAGAUCUACUUUUGCUGAUAUGGCUUGUGUGAUGAGCAAUACCAUUUUGGCUCGCAUCUUCAACGUGACAGCACUCCUUUGGAAUGCACCACCAAUGAAAGGCAGCAUCGUCGAUACGCUCGAAGGAACGAAUAAACGGUCACCAGCAACUGAUUGA